Molecule: messenger RNA, 1097 nt
Organism: Sphaeroforma arctica JP610
Lineage: Eukaryota; Ichthyosporea; Ichthyophonida
Exons: 4
Coding region: 51-1097 (348 amino acids)
Source: RefSeq, a predicted model, not a curated record
AUGAUUUGCGUGCAUUAGUGUAUACUGUACAUAGAUACUUGGUUGUCAGGAUGGGAAUUUUUAGCCGGCAGAAGUCGAAUGUUUCUGUGGGUCCCCCGGGACACCAGCAGAAAGUAGAUGCCUUAGCUGCUUAUCUCAAAUACUCUCGAGGACGUGUUACCACGCUAGCUAAGCUGGAGCAAAAGACGACAAAGCACUUACUGGAUUUGAAUAAACGGGAAGAGACGGCCAAAGCCAAAGGAGACAAAGAAGUCGAACGACUUCAAGCUCUGGAAGAAAAAGCAGAGGCCAAACAGGACAAGCACGCGACCAAGAUUGCUCAGAUCGAGAAAGCCAAGCAGAAAAUUGUGGAUCAGGAGGCGAAUGUGCUCACUAAGCAGGAGAAUGUAGUAGCUAAAGCGGAAGAGAAGGCUAAAGCGGCAGAGGCCAAAGUAGCAGCAUCUGGGGCUACUGAAGGGAACUACAAGAAGAUUGAUACAUUGAGAGAUGCACAGGCUAAGGAAGAACGUUAUGUGACCGAACAAAAGGAAAUUCAUGCCAAUUUGCCUGAGAAGCAUCGCUUAGAUAUUCUGAAAUUGGACAUGGAAAAAGACGCGACCACAGCUCAAUUAGAGCAUGAUCUUAAAAAGUUGAAGCUAGCCAAAACACAGGCUAUGUACAACAGAGACUUCCUUAUACACUCUCUCCUAGCGGACAAGGCCAAAACCACGCACAAAAAGGCACAAGUCGAAGCUCGUUUGGCCGAAGAGCGGGACCGCUGUGAUUCACUCGAGAGAGAGUUCACACAGCUCAGUGAUGUCCCACCACCAGUUGCAGUGGCUCCAUACGAACCGGCAAAACAAGUUGAACCGGUGGAACAGCAACCCGAAACACACCAUGAGCCCGAACAUGAUGACGCCGGUAGCUUCAACGAUGACCUUGACGAUCACCACGAUACCGCACAUCACGAUGACGCUGCACAUCACGCAGAGCAUGAUGAACACCACGAUCACUACGACCACGCAGAGCACACGGACUACAAUGAACAUGAACACACGGACUACAAUGAACAUGAACACACGGAGACAGCUCUUCCGGAAGCACCUCAUAAUCCCUAG